Molecule: messenger RNA, 1735 nt
Organism: Somion occarium
Lineage: Eukaryota; Fungi; Basidiomycota; Agaricomycetes; Polyporales; Cerrenaceae
Source: the annotation of a GenBank genome assembly
UGAACUGCCUUUCACUGGGAUUUGACGUGCACCAACCAGAUGCAUGUAACAAUCUAGCUCUCUGUAGAGCCCCCUUCUCACCAUGGGCUGCUCUAAGUUUCAGGCGAUUGCUCGUAGUUUUGGCUUUCGACGCCACCAGUCCGGCCAGGUGACUGAACCAAAUAACAAUACUUAUGGCUGAUAGCAUGAACUUCCAAACUUCAGAUGUGGCGGUCGAACGGCAGCCCGAAGCCGUGAUUAGAAUGCUUAUCACUGCAGCUACGCUGUUUUACACACAUACCAAUCGGGCCGCUAUGACUUCACGCUGCGCUAUCUCAGGACGUCUCUAUCUUCAACAAUAUUGCUUAUCGGACGUGUCAUAUCAAGUAUAAUUAUGACUGGGCUCGACAUGCUACUCUUAAGAUACGCAGCAGGGUGUCUCCCCCAGACUUGACCUUUUCUCAGGUUGACAAGUGCUCCAGAGGCGAACGAUGUCAUUCCGUACCCUAUCCGCGAUCCUUGGUUUGCUCGUCAUACAGACAUUCUCGGAGCAAAACCCUCUCACGGUUCCUACAAUAGAGCCAUCGGGAAUCAACUAUACACGCUUGUUCUCGAAUGAAAUGAUAUUCACAGAUACCUGGUCCAAGGACUCAUGGAAUGGUUUGACGACUUUCGCAAAAGCGCCUCCAUUGCGCUGUUUCGGCAGCGACGCGGGUGUCUUAUACGACGUUGCCGUCCUCGGCGCACCAUUCGAUAUCGCCACUAGUUAUCGUCCGGGUGCUCGCUUCGGACCUAACGGUAUUCGUCAAGGUUCAAGACGUCUUGGUAUUGAUAGAGUCAAUGUACCCAUGAAGAUUCGAGCAACGGAGCAUAUCGAUAUCGUAGAUUGUGGGGAUGUCCCAAUGAUUCUCGUUGACAACAAGGUUGCUUUGCGUCAGCUCGAACUCGCCAAUGCUGCACUCUUGGCUCGUCCCAGUUCUCACGCCCCUGAGGGUAAAAGUCUUGCUAAGGACGGCAAGUUUCAUCCUCGCAUUUUGACCCUCGGUGGAGACCAUACAAUCACUUUGCCUUUGCUGCGAGGAGUUGCUGGAAUCUACGGUCCUGUUAGCGUGAUCCAUUUUGACAGUCAUCUUGAUACUUGGAAACCGCGUCCGAUGGAAGAUAGCCCAUGGUUACCAGGCGAGGAAAUACCUAUCACACACGGAAACUACUUCUACUACGCCCACAAGGAAGGUCUGCUCGGUCCGAACAACACAAACAUUCACGUCGGAAUUCGUGGCGCCCUCAACCGCUGGGAAGAUUAUGAUGAUGACUAUGAGGUUGGCUUCGUGAUCUCUCAUGCAGAUGAUUUGGAAGAUAUUGGCUGGAAAGGCGUCGUCAAGAUGAUAAGAGAGACUGUGGGGGAUAAUCCAGUUUACAUCUCUCUCGACAUCGACGUGAUUGACCCUGGAUUGGCUCCUGCCACUGGAACCCCUGAGAUUGGAGGGAUCACCACAAGAGAGAUCAAGAAGAUCUUUCAAGGCUUGUCAGGUCUCAAGAUCGUUGGCGCUGACGUCGUGGAGGUUGCACCGGCUUACGAUACGCAAGAUGAGAUCACGCAAAUUGCAGCUGCCAACAUUGCUUGGGACAUGCUCGCUCUGAUGGCGAAGACUCCGCUCGUCGCCUGAUUGAUAAUAUAUGAUCGUAGCAUAAAUCAUUACCUCUUACACCACAUUCGAAGUACUUGUAGCACAAUACUAAACCUUGUGGCGGCCUU